GCAUGAGGGUGAUACAAUACCGAUGAUGUGACCAAAUUUCAAGGUUAGGACCAUGAUUUUGCCCUCUCCAGAGUACGAUUGAUGCCUCCCGUGAGCCGGCGCCGGCCGGUCCGAUCGAGCAACAAAGUUCCGCCACCGGCGCCGAUGCGGGGUCCAAAAACCCGACCCCGCGCUCGCCUCCGUUCUUAUCACUGCACCUCAACCCCGCCCAAAACCAAUCUCGAUCCCAUCCUCACUUCCAUCUUCAAAUAGCUCAGCAAUCGCGCAAUCCGCCCUUAUUCUGGGACGCCAUCCCAGCCAAUCCAUUCUGCACAUCUCCCUGCGCCUGGUCACAAAGAAAAAGGAAACAACAGAAUGGCCACCUCCAACCCCCAACAACGGCCGACCCCAGCAGCAACAUCAACAGGACCAGACCCAGACCCCUUUGACAGCCUGCUCACGCUCGAAGACGAUUUCUACACACAAGGCUACGAACAGGGCCACGCCGACGGGCUCGUGGCCGGGCGCAGCGAGGGGCGACAGCUCGGGCUGGAGCGGGGGUUCCAGAAGUUUGUCGAGAGCGGGCGGCUGCAGGGGCGGGCCAUAGUGUGGGCCAACCGGCUGAGGCUGGGUAUGGGUAGCAACAAACCUGCUGCUGCCGCCGCUGUAAAUACCGCUAAGUCGGAUUCCGAAGGCGGUGGUGGUAGGAGUAGUGACUGCGGGAGCGGGAGUGAUGGGGUUGGGAAAAGGGGUCUCCCGCCGCUGCCGUACAACGCCCGGCUGGAAAAACAUGUUGCUGCGCUGUACGCGCUGGCCGAGACGGAGAGCCUGUCGACUGAGAACACGGACGAGGCGGUCAAUGACUUUGAUGACAGGUUACGCAGGGCGCUGGGGAGGGCCAAGAUUAUUGAGCGGAUGCUGGGGGAAUGGCAGAGGGGAGAGGGGGAUGCGAAUGGGAAUGGGGAUGGGCCCCAUACCGCUGAUCACGAUCCUGAUCCUGGGGCGCAACUGAAGGCAGGGGUGGCGGGAGUAUGACGGCGCGGGCGUUUGAUGAAGGGAGUUUUGUAUACUGGAUAUAGCUGUAACGGCUGGGUUGGAGAUUCAGGCGAACUUCUUCCGGUUGUUGAGCGGAAGAGACAAAGGCAUGAAUCGACACCAAGAAAACUUGUCAAAGCUUGUAAUGAAUGCACACUUCUAUGCAUCCGUCUUCUUGCCCGCUAUAUGUACACCGUCCCGUUGCCCCCAUCUCUCUGCGCCCCCCGGCCUCUCAUGAGAAGGACCUACACGGGUAGCUGCAAUUCUCAUUAGCAU
Messenger RNA from Canariomyces notabilis, 1290 nucleotides. RefSeq names its product DUF1715-domain-containing protein. Bases 355 to 1014 code for a protein of 219 amino acids. The transcript has a single exon. The record is from RefSeq and is a predicted model, not a curated record. Lineage: Eukaryota; Fungi; Ascomycota; Sordariomycetes; Sordariales; Chaetomiaceae.